Colias croceus (clouded yellow) is the source of this 1141-nucleotide messenger RNA. RefSeq lists its product as uncharacterized. Lineage: Eukaryota; Metazoa; Arthropoda; Insecta; Lepidoptera; Pieridae. The transcript is spliced from 2 exons. The record is from RefSeq and is a predicted model, not a curated record. The coding region runs from base 239 to 1141 and encodes 300 amino acids.
AUUGAUUUAUUCAGUUGGUAUUAACGCCAUCUAUUGGUAAAGUUGUGAAUAUUUUUAAUAUUGACAUAGUAAGACUUGAAGUAGUAACGAAUGAAUUUAUGACAAUGACAAGUGACAAUGACAUUUUCCUUGAGUCAGUAGUUUGGCAGGUUGGGGGGUGUCAGUUCGAACGACACUUGCCGCCCGACAGCCAACCGCGCUAGUUGUGCGCACUGAUUCUUUUUAUUAUUUUACGAUCAUGGCGGACGUUGAAAUUAAUCGCGAGGAAUCUCCGAAAGCAGCGGUGGGAUCUGACCAUCAUUCCUCCAGUGUACUUAACCGACACCCUGCUACUACGAGCGAGACAUAUUUCCGAGAAUCGGCGAACCAAUCCGCCGAAUCAAACUGCGACGAACAAUCUACGCCACGAGGCACCGAAAACCGUAACGUGCCUAAUAAUAGUGCUUUUCCUAAUGUGCCUCCUGAGAUGUGGGCUUCGUUUUUCCGUGGAAUGGCGGAGACUUUUCACAAUAACGAAAACCAAACUUCAAACUCCAAACCACCUGUGAAGAAGAUGAAACCCACUGAAGUGUACAUUCCGUCGUUCGAUCCUGACGAUUGCGAGUUUACGGCGGCGCAAUGGUGUGCCGAAAUCGACCACCACCGGACACAGAACUCAUGGACGGAUUAUGAGACGAGAAAUGCUGCCUUUACGCAUCUACGCGGCCGAGCACGCAAGUGGGCGUCCAAAUCCUAUCCCUUGUGCAAUACGUGGGAUGAAGCGAAGGAGCGGCUAACAAGACAAUUUGCCUCCACUAAGCGUUUCCACGACCUUUUCCGGGACAUGGUGCAGUAUACGAGUGACCGCGCCGCUAGCUACGUGGAAUACUCCACCAACAAGCUGGCGAUGAUCGAUCGACUGGAGACAGCGUGGAGCGAGGUGAACAAGAUCGAAGUCGUCAUAUCAGGUAUCUCUGAGAAUCAGGGGAACUCUCAGACGGUCGUAACAAAAAUCCACCGAGAAUCAACGCGUUGGUUAAUGAGUAUGAAAAGCUGGACCUGUUCGACAUCAGACGUGACGUCAAGGUCAGGAUGGACGAGACGACAAAGCUCGGGAGCAUAUCUGGAGGACGUGCGCAACAUGUGUGUCAUAAAAAGCUAA